AUGGGUGGCGGCGGCGGAAAGCCUCUCAACAUCUUCAGGCUCGGCCGAUCCCUUGAGGAUGAGCCAAAGGAAGUCCUCAACUGGCGACUAUGGUUUGCCGUUUUCUCUUUCGGCAUCAUGGGCGCUGCUCGAGGAGUGGACGAGGGGUUAAUCAGCGGAACUUUCAACACCGCUCAUUUCCAGAAGCUUUUACAUUUCGACGAACUCGACAAGGAGGCCCUUGCCAAUGUAAAAGGAAACGUCUCCGCCAUGGUUCAAAUCGGUAGCGUUGGUGGAGCCCUUCUUGCUUUCGUUCUUGCCGAUCGCAUUGGGCGUCUCUGGGCAACCCGACAGCUCUGCGUUCUCUGGAUCCUGGGAAUCGUCAUUUUCUUGACAAACAAUGGCCGCCUUGGACAAGUCUACGCUGGGCGAUUCAUUGCUGGACUGGGAAUCGGCCAAACUACUGUUAUCGCGCCCGUUUAUAUCUCCGAAAUUGCGCCACGGGCUGUCCGAGGUCUUUGCACCUGUGUCUUCGCUGGAUCCGUAUACGUUGGUAUCAUGCUCGCAUAUUUCGCCUCGUGGGGUAGCAGCCUGCACAUCAACAAGAACAGCUACAACUCCUGGGUCGUUCCCACGUCCCUUCACCUGAUGUUUGCGGGAAUCAUCUUUGUCUUGUCAUUCUUCAACUAUGAGUCUCCCCGUUUCCUCAUCAAAAAGGGCGAGCCAGAGCAUGCCGUCACCAAUCUUGCGCGCGUGCGAGGUUUGCCCGCCGAUGAUGAAUAUGUCGUUUCGGAAAUCAAUGGCAUCAAACAUCAACUGGCCGAGGAACAGGAGGCAACCAUGGGUCAAGGUGCCUGGGGUUACGUGCGAGAAAUGUUUUGCAUGCCCAAUAAUUUCUAUCGUAUCUACCUGGGUCUGGGUACGCAACUGCUCAGUCAAUGGUCCGGAGCUCAGAGUAUUACGAUAUAUGCGCCCGACAUGUUUGCUUUGCUUGGGACCAAGGGUCAAAAUGAGAAGCUUUUUGCAACCGCUAUCUUCGGUGUCGUAAAGUUCGUUGCCGCCAUUAUGUGUGCUCUCUUCCUCGUCGACGUGAUCGGUAGGAAGCGAUCAUUGUCGAUCGGAAUCGGUCUUCAAGCACUCUCUAUGUGCUAUGUUGCAGCAUUCUUGACCGCCGUGCCCAACAUUGACGCGGACACUGUAUUCACACCAUCGCAAAAGCACGCCAGCACCGGUGCAAUCGUCAUGAUCUACCUGUCAGGUUUUGGUUGGGCAAUGGGCUGGAAUUCAAUCCAAUAUCUCUUGAAUUCUGAGAUCUAUCCUCUACGAAUCAGAGCAAUCAGCUCUUCGUUGGUCAUGUGCUUCCACUUUGUCAAUCAAUACGGCAACUCUCGCGCCGUCCCAAGCAUGCUUCUUCCCACCUCAUCAGGCGGUAUGUCGCCCAAGGGUACAUUCUGGUUCUUUACCGUGAUCACGGUGAUCGGAGGAUGUUGGGCCUGGUUCUUCAUUCCCGAAACGAGUGGCCGAAGCCUCGAAGGCAUGGAUGCCCUUUUCAGACUUCCGUGGUACAAGAUCGGCCGAUACGGACAAAAGGAUGCUGAAAGUAGUGACCACUUUGCCAGAGAACGAGUUCUGGAGGAGAAACACCCUACUACGGGAGAGCAGGUGGAAAUGCCCAAAGGGUCAAAGCCUCAGGAGAAGAGUGCUUAA
Molecule: messenger RNA, 1686 nt
Organism: Exophiala aquamarina CBS 119918
Lineage: Eukaryota; Fungi; Ascomycota; Eurotiomycetes; Chaetothyriales; Herpotrichiellaceae
Exons: 6
Coding region: 1-1686 (561 amino acids)
Biological process (GO): transmembrane transport; carbohydrate transport
Cellular component (GO): membrane
Molecular function (GO): carbohydrate:proton symporter activity
Source: RefSeq, a predicted model, not a curated record